Messenger RNA from Malurus melanocephalus (red-backed fairy wren), 1430 nucleotides. RefSeq names its product cathepsin E (gene CTSE). Gene Ontology annotation, biological process: proteolysis. The record is from RefSeq and is a predicted model, not a curated record. Gene Ontology annotation, cellular component: endosome. NCBI's taxonomy places the organism in Eukaryota, Metazoa, Chordata, Aves, Passeriformes, Maluridae. The transcript has 9 exons. Bases 1 to 1197 code for a protein of 398 amino acids. Gene Ontology annotation, molecular function: aspartic-type endopeptidase activity.
AUGGGAGUGACCAGGAUCUUCAGGGUGGAUUCAGGACAUGAACAGCACCCUCAAAGUGACCAGGACCCUCAGAAUGGGGUGCCCCUGAGCCGGCGCCGCUCCCUGCGGAAGGUGCUGCGGGACCGGGGGCGGCUCUCGCACCUCUGGAAAGCUCCGGGUGGGUCGGACACGGACAGCGAGGACUGCGCCGCCUUCUCGGAGACCAACGAGCCCCUGAUCAACUACCUGGACCUGGAGUAUUUCGGGCAGAUCUCCAUCGGGACUCCCCCGCAGAAUUUCACCGUGGUGUUCGACACCGGCUCCUCCAACCUUUGGGUGCCUUCUGUCUACUGCGUCAGCAAAGCCUGCGCUGACCACUCCAAAUUCCAACCAACACAAUCCAGCACCUACCAGGUGAUCGGGACCCCCUUCUCCAUCCAGUACGGGACCGGGAGCCUGACCGGGAUCAUCGGCUCGGACCAAGUGGCCGUCCAGGGGCUCGCCGUGAGCAACCAGCAGUUUGCAGAGAGCAUCAGCGAGCCGGGAAAAGCCUUCCUGGAUGCUGAAUUCGACGGGAUCCUGGGGCUGGCUUACCCUUCCCUGGCCGUGGAUGGGGUCACUCCGGUCUUCGACAACAUGAUGGCCCAAAAUCUGGUGGAGCUGCCCAUUUUCUCCGUCUACAUGAGCUCGAACCCCGAAUCCCCCCAAGGGGGUGAGCUGCUCUUUGGGGGUUUUGACACCUCCCGCUUCACGGGACCCCUGAACUGGGUGCCGGUCACCCAGCAGGGCUACUGGCAGAUCCAGCUGGACAACAUCCAGCUGGCUGGGACRGUGAUUUUCUGCGCCGACGGCUGCCAGGCCAUCGUGGACACCGGCACGUCGCUCAUCACCGGCCCCACCAAGGACAUCAAAGAGCUGCAGAAGCUCAUCGGGGCCGUGUCUGUGGAUGGAGUGUUCGCCGUGGAGUGCAGCAAUCUGGACGCGAUGCCUGGGCUGACCUUCACCAUCAACGGGCUGCCCUACACGCUCAGCGCCCAGGMUUACACCCUGAYGGAGUACGCUGAUGGCGAGGCUUUCUGCACCAGCGGCUUCCAGGGCAGCGACAUCCCCCCUCCCACCGGGCCCCUCUGGAUUUUGGGAGAUGUUUUCAUCCGCCAGUUCUACACCGUCUUUGACCGCGGGAAYAACGUGGUGGGGCUGGCCCCCGCCGUGCCUUAGGGUGGGCAGGGCAGGGCGUGUCACCCUCGGUGUCCCCGGUGUCCCCAAACACCCAGGGAUGCGGCUGAAGAGCCCAGCAGGAGCUCAGCCCACCCCAGAACGCUGGGAUACAAAAAUAUCUCGAGCAGCUCCGUGAUCUGCUCCGCACCUUCUCCGUUUUUCAACCCUGAGCCAAUAAAAGCUUUAAUAAACCCAAACCCGCCGUGUUCCCGUCCUCAGGAGCGUGGCAGAAA